AUGGCUGCUGGUGAGGGUAAUGAUGAUUAUGUUUUACCUGAUAAAAGAGAAGAUGUCUUGGAUAUUCUUCAUUCAUUGCAUUCAACUGGUUUGAUGAGUAUUCUUGAAAGUGAAGACAAUCUAGAGGUAGAAGAGUUAGUUAUUGAUCCUAAAGAACUAGCCUAUCCUGUGAAUACACCAAGAGAAAGGACAGUUUAUAGUGUUAAAAAUGUACUCUCAGCAAUUGUUGAACGUAGUCCAUUUCUUGUCACUGGUACUAGACGUAUAGGAUUGAAGGAGAUCCUACCUGAUGAAUCAUUAUCAAAUAUUAGUAGCCUGUCACUAUUGGGAGGGCGUGAUAUUAUGGAAGUGAUUGAAAUAACUGCAAAUUUCAACACAGGCACAAUAAAGCUAGAUAUUAAAGAUCUCGAUGUUGUCAUUGAAGAGCUAACAAUACUCAAUCAAUUGAAUUGCACUAAAUGGUUUCAGUUUGGUCUUUAUUUAGGAUUAUAUGAUCCUAGACUAGUGAAUAUAGACAUUGACUAUAGAGGACAUUCAGAGAAAUGUUUUCAUGCUUGUAUGUCUGCCUGGUUAAGAGGAGAAGAUAAAGUGAGAGAGAAAGGAGGUCCCAGUUGGUCAUCAUUAGCUACAGCACUGGAUACAAUAGAAGAAAAAUCUAUUGCUUCUUACAUUAGAAAUAAAUAUUGUUGAUUUAUUUAGAAUUUUUCUUUUUUAGGAUUUUUUGUUUGUUGCUAAUAAUCAGUGGUAUGUUGCUAAUAAUUAGUGGCUAUUUUAUAGUAUUUAUGUUUUCAUUGUGUUGACUCUUUAUUUUGUGUUGAAAAAAGUUUUUAAAAUAUAUUUUAAGGAAUAUAAUUAUUUUGUUAAGAAUG
Amphimedon queenslandica is the source of this 869-nucleotide messenger RNA. RefSeq lists its product as uncharacterized. The transcript has 4 exons. The record is from RefSeq and is a predicted model, not a curated record. Lineage: Eukaryota; Metazoa; Porifera; Demospongiae; Haplosclerida; Niphatidae. The coding region runs from base 1 to 690 and encodes 229 amino acids.